CAUAGGAAGGCUGGGUUCCCCUUCUUCUGAACGUCCUUCCUGUCUCCUGCUGUCAGGAACCUUGUAACGUCCAACCUGCCAGGGACCCGAGGUGGCAAUUCUCGUCAUCAGUAGGGGGUACAAACCUCAGGAUGUACCAGUGGGACUAGAAGCCAGAACCAGAAACUCAAACAGAUUCCCCUCCCUAUCAUGGGAGCUCCAGUGCAUUAUCUGUUGGCUGGCCUGUGUGUGGGGAUCAUCUUGGGCUGGGUAGGGGGCUCAGUCCCCUACCUAGGCCCUGCUGAGCAGGAGCAGAACCAUUACCUGGCCCAGCUGUUUGGCCUGUAUGGCGAGAAUGGGACACUGACUGCAGGAGGCCUGGCCCGUCUUCUCCACAACCUAGGUCUGGGCAGAGUCCAGGGGCUUCGACUGGGACACCAUGGGCCCCAGACAGGGAGGGUUGUACCCUCAGCAGGAGACAAUUUGACACACAGGCUCCAGGACCCAGAGCUGAGUGUGGAUGUCUGGGCAGAGAUGCCUCUGAGUCCCUCAGGCUGGGAUGACCUGGAGGAGUCAAAGGCCUCCCACAAUGGACCUGCAGCACCUUCGGGCUUGGACCUCUUUCACAGGCUGCUGCUGUUGGACCAUUCAUUAGCUGACCAUCUGAAUGAGGAUUGUCUAAAUGGCUCCCAGCUGCUGGUCAAUUUUGGCCUGAGCCCUGCUGCUCCUCUGACCCCUCGCCAGUUUGCUCUGCUGUGCCCAGCCCUGCUUUACCAGAUUGACAGUCGUGUCUGUGUCAAAGCUCCAGCCCCGGCUCCUCCAGGAGAUCUACUGUCUGCCCUGCUUCAUAGUUCCCUGGCAGUCCUGCUGCUCAGCCUUCCUGCUCCCCUCUCCCUGCUGCUGCUGAGGCUCCUGGGACCUCGUCUAUUUCGGCCUUUGUUGGGCUUCCUGGGAGCCCUGGCUGUGGGCACUCUUUGUGGGGAUGCGCUGCUACACCUACUGCCACAUGCACAAAGAGGGCAGCACACAGGACCUAAUGGGAGACCAGAGGAGGACCUGGGUCCAGGGCUGUCGGUGCUUGGAGGCCUUUUCCUGCUCUUUGUGUUAGAGAAUGUGCUAGGGCUGUUGCGGCGUAGAGGGCUCAGACCAAGAUACUGCAGGCGCAAACGGAAUCUUGGAACACCAAAUCUGGACCCCGAAGAUGGCAGUGGGACGGCCCUGCGGCCCCUGCAGGCGGCUCCAGAGCCAGAGGCUCAGGGCCAGAGGGAACACAACAGCCAGUCUCCACCAGCUCCAGCCUCUGCUGGACACCAAGGCCACAGUCAUGGGCAGCAGGGUGGUGGUGGUGCCAGUAUCACGUGGAUGGUCCUUCUGGGUGAUGGCCUGCAUAACCUCACUGAUGGGCUGGCCAUAGGUGCAGCCUUCUCUGAUGGCUUCUCCAGUGGCCUCAGCACCACUCUAGCUGUCUUCUGCCAUGAGCUGCCCCAUGAACUGGGUGACUUUGCAAUGCUGCUGCAGGCAGGGCUGUCCUUCCAGAGGCUGCUGCUGCUGAGCCUUGUGUCUGGAGCCCUGGGACUGGGAGGUGCAGCUCUGGGGGUGGGGCUCAGUUUGGGCCCUGUCCCUCUCACCCCCUGGGUGUUUGGGGUCACGGCUGGGGUCUUCCUCUAUGUGGCCCUCGUGGACAUGCUACCAGCCCUACUUCGUCCUCCUGAGCCCCUACCCAUGCUCCAUGUGCUGCUGCAGGGGCUGGGGCUGCUGCUAGGGGGCAGCCUCAUGAUCACCAUAGCCCUGCUGGAGGAGCAGUUAUUGCCCCUGGCCUCUGAUGGCUGACAGGGGCCAGUGGCAAGGGAUCCAGGUUGCCCUUCCUUCCCCCCAACCACAGGAAUGGAGGCGGGACACAGGGCCAGUAGGAGCAAUAGGAUUUUAAUAAACAGAACCCAUCCCCAAA
Dipodomys ordii (Ord's kangaroo rat) is the source of this 1927-nucleotide messenger RNA. RefSeq names its product solute carrier family 39 (zinc transporter), member 5 (gene Slc39a5). Bases 190 to 1809 code for a protein of 539 amino acids. Gene Ontology annotation, molecular function: zinc ion transmembrane transporter activity. Gene Ontology annotation, cellular component: membrane. Lineage: Eukaryota; Metazoa; Chordata; Mammalia; Rodentia; Heteromyidae. Gene Ontology annotation, biological process: zinc ion import across plasma membrane; BMP signaling pathway; intracellular zinc ion homeostasis. The record is from RefSeq and is a predicted model, not a curated record. The transcript has 12 exons.